Molecule: messenger RNA, 1753 nt
Organism: Ixodes scapularis (black-legged tick)
Lineage: Eukaryota; Metazoa; Arthropoda; Arachnida; Ixodida; Ixodidae
Product: caltractin
Exons: 5
Coding region: 191-703 (170 amino acids)
Biological process (GO): centriole replication; mitotic cell cycle
Cellular component (GO): centriole; centrosome
Molecular function (GO): calcium ion binding
Source: RefSeq, a predicted model, not a curated record
GAAGCCACAAGAUCCGGUCGCAUAGCAACCGGAAGGAACGCCAUCAGUGCACUGCACCACUGCAUAAUUCUUGCUCUUUCGGUUUUCGCUGCUUUUGCUUCGCAUCUAGGCACUACAAGUUGUUUCUGUUUGUCCUGGAAAAUUCCAUUGACCCACCUGUUUGCUUCACAAGUGGAAAGCUAGGCAAGCAAUGUCGUCCUCGAGGAAAAGUGCGUCAGGUGCAGGCUACAAGCGGAAACUGAGCGGAAAGCCAGAACCGAGCGAGGAGCAGAAGAACGACAUGAAGGAAGCGUUCAGUCUCUUCGAUCCCAGUGGCACGGGCUUCAUGGAGUCUAAAGAUAUGAAGUUUGCAAUGAGAGCACUGGGUUUUGAACCAAAAAAGGAGGAAGUGAAAAAACUCAUAGCAGAGAUUGACAAGCAGGGAACUGGAAAAAUUCCCCUGGAGGAGUUCAUGAGCGUCAUGUCCACGAGGCUGGCUGAGAAAGACAUAAAUGAGGAGAUUAUGAAGGCGUUUCAGCUGUUUGAUGAGGAUGGCACUGGGAAGAUUUCUUUCAAGAACCUCAAGAAUGUGGCCAAGGAACUGUCGGAGAACCUCACAGAUGAGGAGCUUCAGGAAAUGAUCAAUGAAGCUGACAGGGACGGAGAUGGCGAAGUGAACCAAGAGGAGUUCCUUAGGAUAAUGAAGAAGACCUGCCUCUACUGAAGGGAUUUGCAAGUCAUGUGCGGUCAUCAUGUUCGACAGCCAGCAAUCCAAACUGUGAUGAGUUUUUGGCUGUGUGCCACACCAUUUCCCACUUUGCCCAAAGUGAAAUGAGGCUACUUCCACAAGACUGCUUCCAAGCAUUACAGUUCCCUGCAGGAAAUCUGACCCAUUUCAGCCACCCUAAGUGUUGCAUGAUAAUGCUGCAGACAUGGUGUGCAUAGUAUUGCUUUACUCUGGAGCCCUGGAAAGGGAUCAUGUGCAUUAAAGAUGCAGCCUCUGCACUGAAAGGAACUUGCGAGGUCGGGUAGUGUUCGAGAAAGCAAAACACUGCCAGGAAUGGAAAUAUAAUCGGCAGAGGAGUUGAAUGGACAGCCUUUGUAACCUGCACCGAUUUAUAAAAAUUGGGGUUUGCGUUAUUUUUACAGUCCCCCUUUGGAGCGUGAAACUUUUGGGCAUUUUUCAGUGAAGGCAGAUUUGCAGUGGAUGUUGUUUACACUAGUAAUCGGUCUGCUCUGAUAAUAGACCGGGGGUAGAUCGAUAAUGUUGAAAAUUAUGCCAAACGAUUCAAAAGCUCUUUUGCAGCUCACAGUAAGAGCAUUAACAUGUCUGAGUUCUGCCAUGGGCCGUUUCUUUUCAUCUACGACGGGUUUCGUGGGAAAGUGCUAGCGUGGCAGACGCCUUUUCCUGUUUAGAAACAGUGACAGCUGUCUGCAUGUACCAACUAGAUACAGACUACUGUAGUCAGUGACAGGUUAAGAGUUCAGGGGAACCUCCUCCCACCUCUUUCCGCUCUAGUGCUCUACUAGAGUGGAAAGAGAUGGGAGGGGCUUCCCCGGAAUUGAUAGCUUCUAGCUGACCAUAGCUGCAAACUUCUUUUCUUUAAGGCGUGAAGUGAAGCUUGACAAGGCCUUAGCCCCCUCUUGGCGUACAAUCAAUUACAUAAAAACGGAGUACACACGAGCAAAAACUUUCAAUAGGGGCUACAAAUUCUCUACGGGAAAGCACAAAAAAUGGCAUACUUGUGCACAAGUAUCUUGUUCAUCUUCUAGU